CUGCAAAGUGUCGUAAAACAUUUAAUUUACUUCCCCAUACAGCAGCUAGCGUAUACAAGGUGCAAAAGCGAUGGUGCUCUAAAAACAUAAUUCUUCUUACCAAACUUCAAAUUCAUGAAGAUUUUCAUUAGACAACUUGACAGGCUAAAGCAUGGAGGACAUGGAAGAAGAAAGUUCUGGUCUAAAUGACGACCACAACCAUAACUACUGUGAAAACCGUGCCAGUGGACAAGUUCACUAUCUCAGGACCGAACUGUCAAAUGAACCCCAGACCCUACCAAUUUUUCCGGUUCUGGGCACGCGAGAUGUAGCGGCGCAGGAGAACCACGCAAAUAUUUGUUCCAGUUCCAGCAGUGGUUCAAAGUUCGUGGAUUCAGACUCUAACAGCGUGAACAGUGACACCAGCGAGACUGACAGUGCCUCGCCAGCUUCCAUCGCAGGGAAACUGACCCUGAACUCCGCCUCGAAGUUUCUAAUGAAUGUAAUGACCGAAGAGGACUAUAGAACCACAUACUGGCCGAACCUGGAGAAAGCCAUUGACCACCUGCUGACACAAAACCCAAUGGACCACAUCUCCAUUUCAUAUGAGCAGAUAUACAGUUAUGUGUACAAGUGUGUUUGUCAACAGCACUCAGAGCUACUGUACAAAGACUUGAUGCUGAAGAUUACUACCCAUCUUCAACAAGUUUCAUCUGAUUUACAAAUUGUUCCACCAGGGAAUUUCAUUGAGCAUUUUAACAUUGCUCUGACUCAGUACACAGAUGCUCUUCAAUGCAUAGUUCCUGUAUUCAUCUACAUGUCACAGGCAACAGAGAACUGGAACGAAAGGCGGCCAAAUGAGGUGUUGGCUUUAGGGAUGAUCAGUGAGAUACACCUGCUGGAGCACGUGCUACGGAAUAAGUUCUACAUUGAAACGAAGCUAAACCGACACCUGCGAGAAGAUCUCAUGAAGCUUUUUACUGAUCAUGUUGCAGAAAAACAUGUGAACAUGCUGAUACCUCUCCUCCUCGAAGCCCAUUCCAUGCCUUUUCAAGUCAGACCUUCAACAAUGGCCAGUGUCGUGAAAGGCCUGUAUACUCUUCGGCCAGAUUGGGUACAUUUAGCCCCAGCUCUCUUCUCUGGAUUCAUCCCUCAAAUCAACCCGCCAACAGUGGAAUCCCAGCUCUCUGACUAUGCUGCUCAUGACCAGAAACUACAAAUGGAGCUCUCUCUGAAUGGCUUUCCCAGAGGUGACCAGUCUCGCAAGAGAGCCAGCGAGGAGUCUGCAUAGAGUGCUCAGACAGUCAUCAACCUGGCUCAACCCAAAUUCACAAAACACUGAGCCGAUUAAGAUUCUCUGAUGCUGAGUGCAGUGGGUGAGCAUAAGCAUGGGCUCGUUUUUGACCCGCAAGAGUCAUAGUGGACACUGCUUUCUUUGCCUCUUUUUUGAAAAGCACAGUGAAUUCAUAAUGAUUCUGUCAGCUUUUGGUGAUGAAUCCAUCUUCUUUAUUGUUAAGGUAUUAUGUAGUUUAAUGUAUUUGUUCUUAUUUUCUCCAUUAAAGUGUGCCUUCUGCUCUGCUUUGUUGGGAUAUUCAAGUUGCCAUUAACCAGGUGGAUGGGGCAUGAUUCCCAGUUUGACCACAUACUGUGUCAAUUAUGGGUCGUGUUCAUUAGGAUAUGCCGCGGAAAACAUGAAUUACAGUGGAAAACAAAAGGAGUGUUUCUGAUUGGACAAAUACAGGUGGUUCCUCUGUUUGUCCGUUUUCUUCCACUUUGUGCCUAAUGAACAUAACUCUAACCUGGACCUCCCUGAUCUGUUUUUGGUCUGAUUGAUCUGAUUCAGUAACUAUGACAGUCUGCUGCUAUUCCUCAUCUGUUGUUGUGUAGAACACUUGAUUUUUGUCUGUCUGGUCUGUGUCUGGUCUGUGUAAUUAAUAUUGACAGUUGUUUGGAUAGGAACAAAUUGUGUCACUUUGUAUCAGUCAGAUAUGUUAACGUCUGUAAAUGAAAGACUAGGGUCUGGGAAGUGGGAAUAUUUCCUCUUGAAUUUAAGAAAGUUCUACAGUGGCACAUACCCAAUUAGGUAUGCAUUUCAUUCUAUUUUUGAUGUUUAGGCAACUUUGUAAGCAAUGGUUUAUCUGGAACUUACAGGAUAAAAUAUGUCCUGUAUAACAAUUUCUUUCUCAAUGGGUAUGAAACGGCAACAAAGCUUGUUAGCAUACAAAAUAGGAGUAUUUUUAAUUUAAUUUAACUAGGCAAGUCAGUUAACACAUUUACAAUGACUGCCUAAAGUUUUGGUUAUAACUGAAUAGGUUAUGUCGGUAAUUGUUUAAAGGUAUAUUUUCUACAACAUUUAUAUUUUAUUGCUUUUGUUUUUGAACCAGAUCGUAUUUACCAAGCAUGCCAAAGAUGAUUCACAAUGUUCUUAUUCCCUGUUCUAAAAUAAUAAAAUAAUAGUCUCCCCAUGUUGCUGCUGUAUCUGCAUUAGCUUACCCAUUGUACCAAGUCACUGAGCCAAUUGAUUAGGAUACAAUUUUGAAACUGUUGUGAAUUUGGUUACAAUAAUUAUGUCAAAUGAUGUAGGUGGAGUUAAUUAAAAUCAUCCCUGUGUUCUCUCCAGUUCCUGAUGAUGUAAACCGAUCCAGUCUCAUUGUGGUAAUGAUCAAUGUACAGAUUUACCUUUGUUACAUGUGGUUGAUGUUAAAAUGGAAGUAUUUGAUACAGUUCUUUGCACUGUUUUAAGUGUAAUGUGAUAUUUGAAGAUGUUGGAGAUGGCACACUCAUUGUCUUAUGUACAGUUUUACUUUCAAUAAACAAAUCUUGAAAAGGA
Messenger RNA from Oncorhynchus gorbuscha (pink salmon), 2809 nucleotides. RefSeq names its product CDK2-associated and cullin domain-containing protein 1-like. Lineage: Eukaryota; Metazoa; Chordata; Actinopteri; Salmoniformes; Salmonidae. Gene Ontology annotation, biological process: ubiquitin-dependent protein catabolic process. The record is from RefSeq and is a predicted model, not a curated record. Gene Ontology annotation, molecular function: ubiquitin protein ligase binding. The transcript has 10 exons. Bases 152 to 1270 code for a protein of 372 amino acids.